ACCAAUGCACGCACAUACACCGCGGGGGGCGCCGACGGAGAAGCUUGCGUUCAGCUUCACAUGGGCUUCUGCCGGUGUUCUGUCGAGUUUGGCUACCGUAGUGCAAAUCGAUAGCCAAACCCUAACCACCCUCGAUACUGUAGUACGUCUCGAUAGUUAACGCCGGGCGUGUGUUUGCGUCUUGUGAACGCGCAGUGCGGGAUCCUGUUAGGCUCUGCGCCAGUCGGUCGCUUCUGUUACGCUUUACGGCUGUUGGACUUCAAACCGGAACAUUUGCGCUUCGGAACGCAAAUUGGUAGGAGCUAGGAUUUCAGCAGUCGCUGUCACUGCAAGCGGGGAUGGCUCUCUCUGGCUGGGUGUGUGUCGUGACGGGGGCUUCAAGGGGCAUCGGCAAAGGCAUUGCCCUGCAGCUGUCAGAGGCCGGGGCUACCGUCUAUGUUACCGGCCGGAAUGAGAAAACGCUGAAGGAAGCGGCUGCAGAGGUGAAGCAGAGGGGCGGAGACUGUGUACCGGUAGUUUGUGACUCGUCGAAGGAGGAUGACGUCAAACAUCUGUUUGAGCGAAUCACACGCGAGCAGAGGGGCAGACUGGACAUCUUGGUCAAUAAUGCCUAUGCAGGGGUACAGACAAUUAUGGAGAACAUGGGGAGGAAGUUCUGGGAGACAGAUCCUUCUGUAUGGGAUGUGAUCAACGAUACUGGGCUCAGAGGUCACUACUUCUGUUCUGUGUAUGCUGCCAGAAUGAUGGUACCACAAGGUCGCGGACUCAUUGUGGUCAUAUCUUCUGCAGGAGGAUUGAAGUACGUUUUGAAUGUCCCAUAUGGGGUGGGCAAGGCAGCUUGUGACAGGCUAGCUGCGGACACAGCGGUGGAACUAAAGGGCAAAGGUGUGGUGUCAGUCAGUCUGUGGCCUGGAAUUGUGAAGACGGAGCUCAUGGUGGACUACAUGCAUAGGAAUGAUGAACCCCAAAUCAGUCCUACGUUUAGAAAUGAUUUUGCCAAUGGAGAAACUCCAGAAUUGAGUGGAAGGUGCAUCGUUGAACUGGCCAAAGAUAAAAGUCUGAUGUCACUGACUGGGAAGGUUCUCAUGACAUGUGACCUGGCCAGGCGCUAUGGGUUACGGGAUGUUGAUGGUCGCAGUGUAACUGAUUACACCUCCUUAAAAUUCAUCCUCACCCAGGCCUCCUACCUGUCCUGGCUCUCUGUCAUCAUGCCCUCCUUCCUCAGGGUGCCCAGAUUUGUUCUUAACCUGGUCAGCGGGCGCUUCUGAACUGUCAUAUUAAUUGUUUUCCUUUGUUACGAUUUUAUAACCAAUGACUUGUUUUUCUUUAUCCUAAUAAGGUGUGUUAAAAUAUUUUUUGUUAAUUCCAGUAGAAGGUUUUAGCUGAAUUCCAGUAAAAUUUUCCACUGGUUCCAGUUAGAUUUUUUUUUUGUCUAGCUGAAUUAUUCUAUUAAUUAGGGUUAGAAAUAAUGAAUGGACAGUACCCGUAAAUUUACAUAAAAUGUAAACUGGAUUUUCCAUUGGAAACUGACAUUUUCAUAUUAUUCUCUGUAAUAUAAUCACUUUUGCCCAUAUAUCAUAAUCAUGACUUCAUUGGAUUGUACAGCCAACAACUGCCAUCUUACUUUAAAAAGAAGCAUCUUGGAUGUCAUUUCUUUACCUGCAUCACUGCAAAAGACAGGAUUGAUGACAUUGAUUUAAAUGUAGCUCUUGGGGAAGUUUGUCGCUUUAGGACAUUCCGUGUGUGUCAUUAAGAAGCUUCUCGUGUGGCACCAGCACUGGGAAAAAUGAGCAGAGUAUGAUGGAUGAGCAACAGUGGCAUACCAGAGAAGGUCAAAGAACAGAAGAUUCUAGUAGCAGCAAGCAAUACAUUCAGUUCAAUUCAAUUUAUUUUUAUAUAGCUCCUUUCACAGCAGAGUCGUCCCAAGGCGCAAUACAUGAAAACAGAAAAGUCCUUCGAGGCUUGGGGGAAUUCUUGGCACAAUUUUGUUCCUUUAAUUUUGCUAAUGCUGGCAAGUCCAAUGUUGUGAGUAGUAUGGGUCAUGGGUUUCUGUGCGAUGGAAAAAAAUAAGGUCACAGGAGUCACCCUUCAGCAUGUCCUCCGCAAAUCAGCAUUUACUAGAGCUGGGCUGAGUCUAUUUCUGUCUGCAACAAGAGUCAGGGUUGUUCCCUGGAGUCAAGGCAUGAUUAGGUCCCUUAGCUGGGGAUUUAGGAUUAGCUUGUUGAGCUGAAGUCUCAUUGGAAAGCUGUGUUUUUUUUCCAAGUCAGGUCGAACAUCCAAGGAGCCAAACACUACACUUCAUCCUCCAGCUGGAAUCCAGUUCUGGGAAUUUCGCAGUGAAUGUGUUUUCCUGACAUGGCAGUUUUUAACAAAAUGGAUACAGGAUUCUACAUUAUCCUAGCAAAUAAUACUUGAGUAAAGAUGCAGCCAGCCUUAUUAAAAUAAAAUAUGGAAAAAAUGCUGUAACCAUA
Messenger RNA from Brienomyrus brachyistius, 2471 nucleotides. It is a transcript of the gene dhrs1, whose product is annotated as dehydrogenase/reductase (SDR family) member 1. The record is from RefSeq and is a predicted model, not a curated record. The transcript is spliced from 9 exons. NCBI's taxonomy places the organism in Eukaryota, Metazoa, Chordata, Actinopteri, Osteoglossiformes, Mormyridae. The coding region runs from base 339 to 1268 and encodes 309 amino acids.